CAGUAAAAUUAUUCUGAUAUUUUUCGUCUGUCUCCUUCUUCGUUUUCGUUUCACAGUGAAACUUCUGCUCCAGAACACAGCGCCCUCCUCACAAGCUUCGCUGGAAAUGGCAGCUUCUGCCUUCACUGCAUCUCUCACCUUCUCCGUGUCCUCGAACAAUAGAACUUCAUCUAUCCCUCCACUUUCUCGCAGAAAUUCGCAGAGGUCGGUAGUGUCUACCCUGCCGAGGCCCUAUGGCGACUCUUCAACUAUUGGAUUAUCUAGUAAAUCAAUCAGAGCUCCUCUAAGCCUCGACGAUAAAGAUUUUCUUCACGCCAGUACAAGUUAUAGACCUAUUGAAGCCAAAAAAGGUAAUCCACCAAUUAUGCCUGCAGUGAUGACACCGGGAGGGCCUUUGGACCUCUCGUCUGUGUUAUUUAGGAAUCGUAUCAUAUUUAUUGGCCAACCUGUCAACUCCAUUGUGGCACAGCGAGUCAUAUCACAGCUUGUGACUCUAGCAACCAUUGAUGAGGAUGCAGAUAUCCUGGUAUAUCUCAAUUGCCCCGGUGGAAGUACAUACUCAGUAUUAGCAAUUUAUGAUUGUAUGUCUUGGAUAAAGCCUAAGGUCGGCACAGUGUGCUUUGGAGUUGCUGCAAGCCAAGGGGCUCUUCUCCUUGCAGGUGGAGAAAAGGGAAUGCGCUAUGCUAUGCCGAAUUCUCGAAUUAUGAUUCAUCAGCCACAGAGUGGAUGUGGGGGUCACGUGGAAGAUGUUAGACGGCAAGUCAAUGAAGCAGUUCAAUCACGCCAUAAAGUUGACAAGAUGUUCUCUGCAUUUACCGGACAACCUCUUGAGAAAGUACAACAAUACACCGAAAGAGAUCGAUUUUUGUCUGUUUCUGAGGCUCUGGAAUUUGGGCUCAUCGACGGUGUGCUCGAGACAGAAUACUGAACACGGAUUUGGUGAAGACCGAUCAUUCAUCAGCCAUAUAUGCAAAUUACAAUGAUUUGAUUAUGCAGAGUGUGACUUUCAAAUGGGGAAAUCCAUUCAUCUGCCAAAUCAUCUAAACCAAGCUUUGAUACAGAACAUCCAAAAUUUGAAUCAAAAUUUMCAGCGCUGCAUCGUGUCAUUGGUAACCUUUCAAAUUCUUCGAAUUAACGCACACGAGCUAGUACAUGAAAACGCAGUGCUAUGAUUCUUAAUCUUUGCAGCUGAAUCAACAUUUUAUCUCAUUCUUGUCAAAAUUCCUCAUCUUGAAACUGUCCUCUUUGGACUGCCACCUCGCCCAGGGCUUGAGCAUUAAGAAUUGAUCCUGAAAGCAUGUUAAAAAAUAUAUAUACUGAAAGCAUGUUCGAAA
Momordica charantia (bitter melon) is the source of this 1334-nucleotide messenger RNA. It is a transcript of the gene CLPP6, whose product is annotated as CLP protease proteolytic subunit 6. The record is from RefSeq and is a predicted model, not a curated record. NCBI's taxonomy places the organism in Eukaryota, Viridiplantae, Streptophyta, Magnoliopsida, Cucurbitales, Cucurbitaceae. Gene Ontology annotation, cellular component: endopeptidase Clp complex. Gene Ontology annotation, molecular function: serine-type endopeptidase activity; ATP-dependent peptidase activity; ATPase binding. Gene Ontology annotation, biological process: protein quality control for misfolded or incompletely synthesized proteins.